CUUUCAGCAACAUAGCUUGUUGCAACUCAACGCUACAGCUAGAGUUCGCCGCAGGAGAAGUGUGCCGGCGCCGGGACCCACUGCUAGCGCCACCCGCCCAAGCAAGGAGUGAGGUCCCGCCGCUGCCCGGGACCGGGUGCCCUCUUAAACUCUCACCUCCAGUCAAAGUCAAACUCUGAGGAAAAGUUUCUGUCAACUUUGAGGACGUUUUGUCAACUUUGAGAAGAGUUUGUCAACUUUGAGGGGAAAGUUUCUGUCAACUUUUGAGAAGAGUUUUAACUUUGAGAAAAGUUUGUCAAUUUCCAAGAGAGUUUCCGCGACAUUCCAACCUGCUUCACCUGGAGCCGCCACUUCCGGGUGUAGUGGAGACGGGACGGGACGGAGCAGCCUGCGGUCGGUCGGUCGGCCGUGGAUCUGUCGAGGGACGGGGCCGGGGGAACGGAUGGCCGGGCCGGGCGAGUUGCCGUUGAUCCAGAUCCACAGCCGCCCAGAGCCGGCGGACGGUGGCGAGCAGUCGCCGCGGCUCCUCCACAGCCAACCUGGUCAGGCAACGCACCACUUGCUGGAAUACGGGACGCAGAGUGCCGGAGUAACUCAGCAGCCCCAAGGUAAAAUUAGACAACUGAGAAGUCUGAUUCAACAAUAUAUUUGCAACAAAGAUAUCUACAACAAAAUUGUCUUCUGGAGGUGUAAAGUGUGGAUGUGUCUUUUGGCUGUUGUAGUGUUAAUCAUCACUUUAGUAUCCGCUGUCAUCAUCGGCAUCAGGGCCACACCACUUGAUGAUGAGUUCAUCGAUCCAAACCUCAAGAUUCACGGAGCACCCCGGUAUUACGUUGGAAGCAUGAGGCUUCCUAACAACUCGUUCACACCUGAACUAGCAACACCCCAAUCUAGGAACUUCUCCUCCUUGGCAAACACAUUGAAGACCAUGCUGCAGCAACUCUACAGACAAUCCCCAGCCCUUGGCUAUUACUUUGUGGACAGUGAUGUCUUCUCGUUUAGCAACGGCAGCGUUAUUGCCCAUUACUGGUUGCAGUUUGCGUUGCCAAAGGAGGCGGAGCUUUUGAUUAGAUACACACUGAGUAUUGAAGUGUUGAUCAACGUAUUGCGGCAGCAUCUCCACACCGCAGACGUGAGGGAAGUCGCAGAGGUCGACCCAUCCUCUGUCACUCUGCAAGUGGCAAAUGAAGAAUAUGUUCGAAGUUUGAAAACCGGCCAAUGUGUAUUUCAUGUUUUGCUACAAGGCAGAAAGCAGACUUUUGAUUCGCUGGGAUUAGUGAACUGCAGCAGAAACAGCAGUAACUAUUGGCUGGUCCAAGGAAUGAGUGGUUACUCCAUCAAAGCUGACAUUACAUGGAUGGCCGCCAGAUCCGUCUGCAGUGAUGUGGAGGUGGCAACGUAUAGCUCUUGGUUCCCAGAUACAGAGCAAACUGUUAGUAAGUUCAUUCAAACGGGCCACGCCUUUACCAGCGAGCUAGUAGUUUCUGGGAGUGUGUUACUCGUGACCUUUAACCCGAGAGCAGGAUGUGAACUUUCGCAAUACUCAAUCACGUUUCUUCAGGUACCAGAAACAGAUUGCGGGGGUGUUCUUGUUGGGACAAAUGGCAGCUUUGUGUUCCCCAGCUAUUCAAACGACCUUCUUGAAGGCAUCAACUGUACUUGGAAUUUGAAGCUCCAAGAACAUUUUCGAGCGAAACUCACCUUCAAAGAUUUCAGACUGGAUGGUUCUCCAAAUAUUGGAGCGUCGUGUGUGGCAGAUUACCUAGAGGUAGAUGGACAAAGAUUCUGCGGAGAGCACCAACAGUUCUGCCUUUACAGUAAAGGUUCCAGUUUACAGAUAAAAUAUCAUUCCAACCUGACCCACACUAAAAGCUUCACGGUAGACUACAUGGCCACAACAGAUGAAUUGACAGGGAGUCAGUGCCAUUGAUGAGACUGAUUGACGGAGGAUUCCUCGAUAAGUACAGUAAUUGGGAUAUUGGAAGUGCUUAUCCUCGAGAUAAUGUUGUCGCAAAUCUACAAGCAAGUUUUAAGGCGUUACUGGACAUUGUGCAUCAUGUACCGAGCAGACGAAAUAUAUCCUGGUCAACAAGUCCCAGCACAUCCUCUGCCCAGACUCCACCAGGGCAGGUUUCCUGAAACACGUACUGAAUUAGAGGUGGGAAAGUACUAAAUUGGAGUAAGGCAAACUAUGACUUUCUUCAGCAGGAGCUGCCAACAAUUGUUAUUGGGCAAGUCCACGUCGGACAUGUCGGUUAAGGGCCAGUUGCUCGAUGUUCAGAACCCGCAUGUACCAGUGAAGAGAUGGGGUCAUGAUGGGGUUAUGAUGGGAAAGGAAGGGACCUGGAUGACCAAAGAGGUCGUAAAUUUGAUCAAACAGAAAAAGGAAGCACAUGCAAGGUUUAAGAGGUUGGAAUCAGCCAAGGCCUUUGACGAAUAUAAAGAAGGGAGGAGAGAACUCAAGCAGAUGAUUAGAUCGGCCAAAAGGGGAUGAGUCAGAUUACAUAAAAUCCCAUAGGUUUUCAUACCUAUAUUAAAACAAGAGGAUAACCUGGAAGAAGGUAGAACAGCUCAAGGAUAAAGGAGGAAAUCUGUGCUUGGAGUCUGGGGAUGUAGGUGAGUAAACAAGUGCUUUGCUUAGAUUUUUACCAAAGAGAAGGACAUGGAAGACAGUGAGAUCAGUGUGGAGAAUACUAAUAUGCAAGGGCAGUUUGAGAUUAAGAAGGAGGAGUUGUAGGGGCAUUUGAAGAGCAUUAAGGUGGAUAAAUCCCCAGGACCUGAUGGGAUUUUCCCCAGGUUAUUGAGAGAGACAAGAGAGGAGGCUGCAGGAGCCUUAACAAAGAUCUUUGCAACUUAUCAAGCUGCAGGCAAGGUUCCGGAAGACUGGAGAGUAACUAAUGUUGAUCCAUUAUUUAAGAAGGAAAGUAGAAAGAAUACAGGGAAUUAUAGGCUGGUAAAUCUCAUGUCAGUGGUAGGGAAACUAUUGGAGAGGAUUCUUCACGAUAGGAGUUACUUCCAUUUGGAAGAGAAUGGGUUACCUAUGGACAAUCGGCAUUGCUUUGUGCACAGUGGGUCAUUUCUUACUAACUUGAUUGAGUUUUUGAGG
Molecule: messenger RNA, 3106 nt
Organism: Leucoraja erinaceus (little skate)
Lineage: Eukaryota; Metazoa; Chordata; Chondrichthyes; Rajiformes; Rajidae
Product: suppressor of tumorigenicity 14 protein homolog
Exons: 13
Coding region: 443-1930 (495 amino acids)
Source: RefSeq, a predicted model, not a curated record